Orbilia oligospora ATCC 24927 is the source of this 672-nucleotide messenger RNA. RefSeq lists its product as uncharacterized. NCBI's taxonomy places the organism in Eukaryota, Fungi, Ascomycota, Orbiliomycetes, Orbiliales, Orbiliaceae. The transcript has a single exon. The record is from RefSeq and is a predicted model, not a curated record. The coding region runs from base 1 to 672 and encodes 223 amino acids.
AUGCUUGAAAAGACCAUCGAGGAACUUAACGAUAGGCUGAAACUUGCCGAAGUAAAACUCCAGAGCCCCUCGGUGUCUCAAGUAGGAAGUCAUUCUACGGACGAAAAACCACCACAUUCGCCUACCGCACAACAGCCACGGAGACUUUCAUCCAAUAGCAGUAGAGAUGCUAUUUUCCCUGGGUCAAACUCUACUCAAUUCAUGGAUUCGGUUCAAGGAUACAUGAAUGGUUUAGGCUACGAUACAUCACUUCUCGAUACUCGAGGCCCCAACGAGGGGAAGUUGCAAUCUACAAAUACGACAUUGCAUGGCGAAACUCUGCAAAUAAGAGAUCUCCGUGCUCUAUUGCCUACUAAAGAGAAUGGUGAAAAACUUGUUACGAUCUUCUAUCAACAUCUUAGGAGGUUAGGGCAAAUGAAUAAUAUAAAGUAUAAGUUUUCAGUCGAAAGCAGCUCUGACAUUGGCACAAACGUAUCCUAUAGGUAUAUGCCCGCCAUGUGCUGGCCCGUCAUCUACAAAAAAUUUCAGCGGGCCUAUGAGGCACCCAUACUUGCCGAGGACCGACCAUCAGUCACCGGGGUAUUUUGUGUUCUCAUGACGAUCAAUGCAUGCGCCAGUAUCUGUUCAGAUAACUCGGAUGUAUUUGAAGUUCCCAAUUACAGUUCGAAGUAA